UCGGUCCGCGAACUGGGGGUUGGACCGCUCCGAGCGAAACAGAGCAAAAGAGUUUUAAAUGUCCGCCAUGUUGUCCAUGGCGCACUGAACCAACGAUAGGGAGCGGAGCGUCGGAAAAAAACAGUCCGAGAGAGAGCGACCAAGAUCCGGGCCUUCCCCCGGCUCCGUUGGCGACGCCCUAAAUACAAGCUACAACCAUUCGAACGUUAGAAUAGAGAUAACCGCACAGAAACAUCCAUGAAAGCUCCACUCGGUACCGUUUUGAAUAUUAGGAGAUCCGAUAGAUUUAUAUUGCAUCUCGAAUUGUGAAAAAUGAGUAAAUUGUCGUUUCGGGCACGGGCGCUGGACGCUUCCAAGCCACUACCCGUCUUCCGUUGUGAGGAUUUACCCGACCUACACGAAUAUGCAUCCAUUAACCGGGCCGUGCCGCAGAUGCCUACGGGGAUGGAGAAAGAAGAGGAAUCGGAACACCAUCUCCAGCGGGCCAUCUCGGCGCAGCAGGUGUAUGGUGAGAAGCGGGACAACAUGGUCAUCCCGGUCCCCGAGGCAGAGAGCAACAUCACCUACUACGAAUCCCUCUACCCUGGGGAGUUCAAGAUGCCAAAGCAGCUAAUUCACAUACAGCCUUUCAGCUUGGACACAGAGCAGCCCGACUACGACCUGGACUCGGAAGACGAUGCGUUUGUCAACAAGCUGAAAAAGAAGAUGGAGAUCAGCUUCCUCCAGUUUGAGGAGAUGAUUGACCGGCUGGAGAAAGGCAGUGGACAGCAGGCGGUGAGCCUUUCGGAGGCCAAACUGCUGCUGAAGGAGGACGAUGAGCUCAUCAAGGAGGUCUUCGACUACUGGAGCCGCAAGAGGAAAAACAGCAGGGCCAACUGUCUGAUCCCCACCGUCAAGCAGGAGAAACGGGACGGCUCCAGCACCAGCGACCCCUACGUGGCCUUCCGACGGCGCACCGAGAAGAUGCAAACCAGGAAGAACCGUAAGAAUGACGAGGCGUCCUACGAGAAGAUGCUGAAGCUCCGCAGGGAUCUGAGCCGAGCCGUCACCAUCCUGGAGAUGAUCAAAAGGAGGGAGAAGAGCAAGAGAGAGCUGCUGCACCUCACACUGGAGAUCUUUGAGAAGAGAAACGUCAUGUCAGACUAUGGUGGUGAGGUGAUGGCAGAGGUGUUGGCUGAGCGGGCACUGGUGAGGCCGCAGAUCAUUCCCCUGGUCCCGGUCACCAACCAGUACCGACACCAGGACCACAUGGACCCCAAGGACUACAAGUCCAAGCCCGAGAAGACAGAAGUUCCGCGACAGAAGAGGAAGUAUGAGAAGAAGCAGAAGGCGUUGCCUCUGUCGUCGGGCGCCCCCCACCAUCCGGGUCCGGUUGUCUUCAAUGCCAAGGACCUCAACCAGUAUGACUUCCCCAGCUCGGAUGACGAGCCCUUCUCCCAGCUGCACUCAGGCUCAUCAGAAGCAGAGGAGGAGAACGACCCAGAUGGUGCCUACGCCUUUCGCAGGAAGGCAGGCUGUCAGUACUAUGCUGCUCGUCAGGACCGUGUGGGUAGCUGGCCAUGGUGUGAGCCCUGGGACGGCGGUUUAGCAGAAGCUCGCUUUCGCUACAGUCUCACCACUCUCACCGUGCCGCGGCGCUGCCUCGGUAUGGCUCGACGACGCGUGGGACGAGGCGGCAGGGUGCUGCUGGACAGGGCACACACGGACUAUGACAACGUUUUCCACGGACUGGAUCCCGAAAUACUCAACCUGCCUCUUCCCCCCUCUUCUUCUCCUCCUCCUCCUACAACUACUUCACGCUCGCCGGCCACCGACAAGUUUGCCAGUACCUCAGAAACAAAUACCUCGGACAGAAGUUCCUCCUCCUUCAACUCCUCCCUUUCCUCUACAUCUCCCUCUUCCACGGACCUCAGUCAGAUACUGUUGAAUAUAAAGUUGUGCCGGUGGAGGCACUUUAGACCACGGACACUACCACUACAUGAACUGGACCACGCCCACCCGCUAUUCAGGAAGUUGAGUCGAAGCCUGAAGCGGCCCGUCUCCACCUCCACAGUUGGGGGACAUCCCUAUGGCUCUCAGCGCCCGCUGAGGGUUGUCCCUGCACCCGCACCCACUGCUGCUUUCACAGCCGAACAGUACCAGCAGCAUCAGGAGCAGCUGGCCCUGAUGCAGAAACAGCAGCUGGAGCAGAUCCAGCUGCAACAGCAAGCCAACAGCACCGCCACUACAAACAGCACAAAGUUUUCUUCUCCCCCCUCCCCCCCUCAGAGCCUGGCGAAUACGUUGGACCAGGCCAGCGCUCAGUUUGCCGCCUCGGCCCUGGUCACCGCUGACAAACUGCUGGCUCUAAAAACCAAGGAGGAGCUGGCCCUGGGAGGCGGAGUCAACGGCGUCCUCUCCCCCUCAGGUGUCUACAAGGGCUUGCACCUCUCGAGCACAGCGUCCCCUUCCCCCGCUGCCCCGGCUCCACCCACCUCCACCCCGACCCCUGCCUUGCUCCACCCCUGCACCACCACCAGCUCCACCUUGGCCACCAGUAACAACAACGGCACCGCCCACCCUGCCAACACCACCACCACUACCGCCGCCGCCGCCGCCACUCAGGUCCUGCUGGGAAACAACAGCCUCCGUCUGGGCGUCCCCCCCGGCAAGCGUGUCCAUGCCCCCCGGACGCUGAGUGCCGCCAUGUCAACAUCCGCCUUAAAGCUCGCCCACGCAGCCGCCGCAACCGCCAACUGUCAGAAGCCCAAGGUCACUACGGCAACGGCCUCAGCGCUGGACAUAGUGCCCAGGGAGAAUCACGAACAAGACAAGCCAGCACUGAACAGUCUGUCAGAGAACACAGUGGCCAUGGAGGUCACGUAGCCUCCCGCUGGCACCACGGCCCCAGCGUUAAAACUCCCUUUUGAUGGUUUUUUUUUUUUUUUUUUUUUUUUUUUUCUAGGUGCUAUGCGUCAUUCGUUAGUGGUGAAAGCAAACUGGUGGCGGAAUGAGCACGGCAAGGCUGGGUUUCCAUGGCAACUGUUUUGGGACUUAAUUGCAAUGCUCGUCUCGUACAAUUCUUUUUCUCUCCCCUGAUUUCCCUAUUUGUUACUGUUAAUAAGAGAUCAUCUGUAAAUUCUUAAUAUGGCAAUUAUAUGUACAGUACUGCAUAUUUGUAAUACCUCCCCACCCCCCACCCCACCCUGUUCAUGUAUAUAACAUUACUUGAAUACAGAAUUGUUCAUUUGUGAUGUUUUGCACUCGAUACUAAAAAAAAAAAAAAAAAAAAAUGAAA
Molecule: messenger RNA, 3277 nt
Organism: Sander lucioperca (pikeperch)
Lineage: Eukaryota; Metazoa; Chordata; Actinopteri; Perciformes; Percidae
Product: enhancer of polycomb homolog 1-like
Exons: 14
Coding region: 313-2865 (850 amino acids)
Biological process (GO): regulation of transcription by RNA polymerase II
Cellular component (GO): piccolo histone acetyltransferase complex
Source: RefSeq, a predicted model, not a curated record